AUGCAUACUCAUAGCGAGAUCGAUGGCAUUAAGCACACCAUUGACAAAGGUAGUGCAUCUCAGACUUGGCCAGUCCUCCAGGACCUCCCUCCGAGAUAUGAAGAUAUUGACGAGCACCGACGGACACCUGGAGAGAAAAGCACACGAGAACAACUUCUUAGGACGUUAUCGGAGCUUCGAUAUGCCACUGGUUUUGAUUCAUACCAGGCUUAUCUUGAGACUCGGAGUAAAUCAAUGUUCGAUGAAAAACAUCUUGGUGAAAUAUCUGCCCAUAACCUUCUCUUCUCUAUUGCCAACCCAAGUUGGGAGGAUAGAAACAACAGUAUAAUCAAGAUCGUCCAGAGUGACAAUGGUAAUACGAAAGUGCAGCUACACUGCGACUCCGAGCCUACAGCUAGUACACUGAUCUCUGCUCUCCAGACUUCAUUCAGUAGCGAUCUACUUCAUCGUAUAGUCUUAUUACAAACACCUCUGACGCUUGACUAUGUUGACACUUUCGGUGUAAGCUUCGCGCUGGACCCAAGUUUCUUCACCGUAGAGUCUCCCAUUCACCAAACCUGCCUUCGGCCCACAGGUUUCAUCACUCUGGAGCAUUUGAAGGUAAACAUUGCAAUCACACGGCACUUUGCACUUGCUAGGGGUGUCCAAUUGCCAUUACUUCUGGUGGCUGGAAAGCUUCUUGAACUCCCACAGGAAUAUAGCCCUGAAGAAAGGGUGACUAUGCAGGGGGAUGAGGGACAUACUUUGACAACGAUCCCUUGGGUCAAAAGAGUCAAUAGCGGUGCGCUGGGGGAUCUGACUUACGAAGGGCAAGUUGAAGAAAAUAACGCUACCAAUGACACCGCUCCUGAUGACAACGCUGGCAAUGAUACCAAAUAUAUAUAUGAUGAUCUAAGCUUCCGAAGGAUCUAUUGCAGAGCUCUAGCGACUAUGUUACUUCGUUCUCAGGCUAUCAUCAAGGGUCCCGAGCACAUUCUACUCGCAUCUUUACUUGCAUUCGUAGAUCUUGAUAUGCUUCAUCUCAGAGAGUAUAUGAUCGCUACGAAACGACUUUUUUAUCGUGAACUGGAGUCAAAAAAUGAGAAUAUAUACUCUCUGACUGCUGGAGAUCUCACUCGAGACGAUCAUCAAUCCUACCAGAGUCAAAUGCCGGAAUGUCUUUACCGAUGGCGCACGCGUCUAAGGAGUUACAUUGCAAGCUACGAAGAUCAACAAACAAGCCUUCCAGAAUUUGUCGCUCUCGAAAUGGGGCCCGAGUUGCUGAAAAGUGAGCUUUAUCAGCAAUUUAAAGCAUCAAGAGAUCGCAUGGUCGAAGAAGCGCGUCGAUUUGAGGCUCAACUUUUUGACCAUCUUCAACUGGAAGCCAGUCGAUUGGCGCUUUUAGAGUCACGGAAGUCUAUCGAGCUUUCGAAUCAUCAGAUCCUGGAAGGAAAGCGAGUUACCAUACUGGCGUUUCUCUAUGUGCCCCUCAACCUGGCCACCUCUGUCUUUGGCAUGAACAUUCAGGAAUUGAACAACAGUGGUCGGACCUUGAAGGUUUUCUUUGCAACCGCGAUCAUAGCCGUCGCCGUAACAGGCUUGAUUUGGUGGAUGAUAGAAGAAGCGAAGAACUUCAAGGCGUGGCGCGAUGAAAUCAAUCAGGUCCAGGAUGUCCCGCAGCCACAUCUCCAAUCAAGCUGUACUUUCAUGAUCCGUUUAUAUAUGAUCGGCUGGCUUGUACGUGCAAAGUGUUUUACUUGGUCACUGCGCACGGGGGCCGUUUUCUGCCUGCUUCGAAAAUCGGGGGCGCCCUACUUCAUACAUCAGUAUUCAACACGCUCAAUGCCGCAUGGUCCAGCCAGUGAUGAGACCCCAUUUCAAUAUCUCACGGAGAUUAUGAUUCAUCGUGAACAGCACGGUUACUAUUACGCCCGACACUUAAUUCACCCGGACGAACCCACAACUGGGGCCUGGGAUUGCUUCGAGAUGGGUUUCAUACAUAGCUUAAUGCGGUGGUGUGGGUUCGACAACCCAGUCUACGAACACUAA
Messenger RNA from Bacidia gigantensis, 2028 nucleotides. RefSeq lists its product as uncharacterized. The record is from RefSeq and is a predicted model, not a curated record. The transcript is spliced from 2 exons. Bases 1 to 2028 code for a protein of 675 amino acids. Gene Ontology annotation, biological process: transmembrane transport; metal ion transport. Gene Ontology annotation, molecular function: metal ion transmembrane transporter activity. Gene Ontology annotation, cellular component: membrane. NCBI's taxonomy places the organism in Eukaryota, Fungi, Ascomycota, Lecanoromycetes, Lecanorales, Ramalinaceae.